Messenger RNA from Pipra filicauda (Wire-tailed manakin), 2055 nucleotides. RefSeq names its product EF-hand domain family member D2 (gene EFHD2). Gene Ontology annotation, molecular function: calcium ion binding. Lineage: Eukaryota; Metazoa; Chordata; Aves; Passeriformes; Pipridae. The record is from RefSeq and is a predicted model, not a curated record. Bases 555 to 1196 code for a protein of 213 amino acids. The transcript has 4 exons.
CAAGAGGGAUGCCGGGGCAGCCCCAAUUCCUUGCAGGACAGCCCCCCUUCCUGCUUCUCUCAGGAGGAAUGCCAGGGACACCCCUCUUUUCCCAAGCCCCUCACAGGAUUGAUGGCGGAGACGCCUUCCCCCAGCUCCUGGCAGGAGACAUUCCUGCGCACCUCUAAAUUCUUGCAAAGAGGGACCUCCCGUCCCCCAUGGUGGUCUGAGGCCAGAGAAAGGGGGCUGGAAGAUGGGACCAGGGCCCCCCGCAUUCCCUCUGCUGCAGCACUGAGGGACCCCCCCGCCUUCCCUGGCGCCGCCGGGACCGCAGCUGCCAGGCUGGCGUGUCCCCAGCAUCCCUGCCCGCUGCGUGCCACCACGCGUGGCGGAGCGUGACUCCGAGCACGAGCUCGGCCCCCGGCCCCUGAGGACGAGGGGGGGGAAGCUGACGGCAAACCCCGAACCCUGGAAAUUUCCGUGGGGAGCCAGAAAUCGGGGUGACCGUAUCCCGUGGUCCUGCUGGGAAUGCGCGGGAGUAGGCAGGGGCGAGCGGGACAGCCCGGAGCAUCCCCAUGGAGCGCGCGUUGGGUGCUUUGUGCGGGAGGCGUGGAGGCAGCGGGACUCCGGGAAGCAUGGAGAUGGUGCAGGCGAAGGCAUAUUUGCGGCAUGCCAGUACCCUCCAUCCCGUCUGGCACCGGGGGGGAUCUGCGUCAGCGUCCCGGGUGGUCUCGCUCGGGCAUGACCGAGGGGAUGGAGGAAGCGGAAAGGAUGGAGGCAGCGACCCUCGAAACCCAAGAUACGAUGCAGGGAAGGACGGCUUCAUUGACCUGAUGGAGCUGAAGCUGAUGAUGGAGAAGCUGGGGGCUCCACAGACACACCUGGGCCUGAAGAACAUGAUCAAGGAGGUGGAUGAAGACCUGGACAGCAAGCUCAGCUUUCGAGAGUUCCUGCUGAUUUUCCGGAAGGCAGCAGCAGGAGAGCUGCAGGAGGACAGCGGGUUGCACGCCCUGGCCCGGCUCUCCGAGAUCGACGUCUCCACGGAGGGGGUGAAAGGCGCCAAGAACUUCUUCGAGGCCAAGGCACAAGCCAUCAACGAAGCCAGCCGCUUUGAGGAGGAGAUCAGGGCGGAGCAGGAGGAGAAGAAGAAGCAGGCGGAGGAGCUGAAGCAGAGGAAGGCGGCCUUCAAGGAGCUGCAGUCCACCUUCACGCAGUGACGGGGCUGGGCAGGACUGGUCAGCGGUGCCCGGGCUGGGAACGCUGCAUGUGCCACAUGAUAACCGUGCCGGGAGCGAUGCCAGAGCCACGUGCUGCUCCGGCUGCCAACGAGAUCCCGGCGCGGGCUCGGCACAGCGCCCACCUUGCUGGCAGAGCCCGGUCGGCCCCAGCUCCCCCCUCCCCUCUUGCUGUGGUGUCUGUAGGUGUUGUUCGUGCCCCCCCAUCCCCAGCAUGCCCCCCACCCUGAGCAGCCCCUGUUCCAUGCCCGCAGCUGCACCGGGGGUUGCUGCUGCUGAGUCUCAGGGGAGCCGUGUCCGGAAUGCCCGUCCCUGGGACACCUGUGCCUGGACUGUUGUCUGUUGUGUGUGCACUGGGAAGUUUGCAGGAUGGGGGCUUGCCCAGGUGGCCGUGGUGGGUGUUGUGGUGGCCGCACUGGCUCAGUGUCUGUCGGUAUUGCCACGUGUCACGGAUGACAAAGGCCGUGGCGAGUGCUGGGUGCUGGCAGACGGGCUCUGUGUGUGUGUGUGUGUGUGUGUGUAUGUGUGUGGUGCUGGGGGGUGGGUGCCCACCCUGCUGGCAUGGAGCCCCCAGGAGCUGUGUCUCUCUUUGUUUUGGUCGAAGACAUGCAGAAAGGCAGCUGCUGGCUUGUGGGGCUGUAUUAUGUUUUUUCAUGUUGUAUUCAGCCUGGGAGGGUGAGCAUGGUGGCCACAAGUGGUUGCCAUCAUCAUCAUUGAGGCUCCUCUGUUGGUGGGUGGCUGUAAAGACCCACAUUUGUCCCACACUGUCCCCCGAGUGGCAAUAUAGGGGGUGUGUUAUGUUUUUUUUAAUUUAAUCCCAAAUAAAUAUUAUAUUUCUUAA